This is a messenger RNA of Rubroshorea leprosula, 1652 nucleotides long. NCBI's taxonomy places the organism in Eukaryota, Viridiplantae, Streptophyta, Magnoliopsida, Malvales, Dipterocarpaceae. The record is from the annotation of a GenBank genome assembly.
GUCUGCUCUCUACUAUCUUUUCCUGUUCAUAGAUUCAGGCAGCUUCACUCCUUUAAAUGCUCCUCCUCGUUUAGUUUCAAAAAGGGUCCCCUGCAUUUUUCUUGUUUUCAGAAGUGGGCAUCCUGUUCUUUCCAUAAAUCUACAUAAAUGGAUCUGUACAAUGAGAAUCAUCCUCAUAUUGUCAAACCCACAAGUUUUCAAGGAGGCGCAGUUAUGGAGAGUACGAAGUUUGGGCAGGAGAUUAGAUCCACAAGGAGGGCUUUGAGUGUGAUUAAUCAGAGUUUGGUGGGAGCACAAGCAUAUCCUUGUGUUGUUAAUAAGAGAGGAUUAUCAGAAAAGCAUGAGCAGGAAAACCAGCCUAAUCCGGUGCACAGGCGAGUUACGAGGAAGUUUGCUGCACAAAUAUGUAGCAGUCAACAACAUUGCCAGGAGGAAAAUAAGAAGCUGAAACCAUCAGUCCCAAGCACAAAUGAGUUUGGAGAUUGUAUAUUCAUAGAUGCAGAAGAGAACAAGACACCUGUGGACUAUCCAGUACCCAUGUUUUUAGAAGAAACAGAAACAAGCCUGUAUGAAACAGAUGAGAUGGAGGAGGUGGAAAUGGAGGAUGUAACUCAAGAGCCGAUCAUUGAUAUUGAUAGUCCAGAUGCAAAAAAUCCUCUUGCAGUUACAGAUUAUGUUGAAGAUUUAUAUGCAUUCUAUAGAAAAAUGGAGAAUCUCAGCUGUGUUUCCCCACAUUACAUGGCACAACAAUUGGACAUUAAUGAAAAGAUGAGAGCUAUACUGAUAGACUGGCUUAUCGAGGUGCACGACAAAUUUGACCUCAUGAGCGAGACAUUGUUUCUUACUGUUAAUCUCAUAGACAGAUUUUUGUCCCAGCAAACAGUUGUGAGAAAAAAGCUUCAGUUGGUUGGCUUGGUUGCUAUGCUCUUGGCAUGCAAGUAUGAGGAGGUUUCUGUUCCUGUUGUAGGAGACCUAAUCCUUAUAUCAGACAAAGCUUAUAAUAGGAGAGAAGUUCUGGAAACGGAGAGAAUGAUGCUCAACACAGUGCAGUUUAACAUGUCGUUUCCAACCCCAUAUGUUUUCAUGAGGAGAUUCCUCAAGGCUGCUCAAACCAACAAGAAAAUUGAGCUUCUAUCCUUCUUCUUGAUUGAACUAGCACUUGUGGAGUAUGAGAUGCUCAAGUUCCCUCCAUCAUUACUUGCAGCUUCUGCUAUCUAUACUGCUCAAUGUUCUCUCUAUGGAGUCAAGCAGUGGAGCAAGACAAGUCAAUGGCAUAGCAGCUACUCAGAAGAUCAGUUAUUGGAAUGCUCAAGAAUGAUGGUUACUUUCCAUCAGAAGGCGGCAACUGGAAAACUAACAGGGGUACAUAGGAAGUACAACACGUCUAAGUUUGGGUACAGUGCCAAAUGUGAACCAGCAAAUUUUCUAUUAGAGACUACAAUAUAGAAAGGGAUGAAUGUACAGCUGCCAACUGACUUCACCUGAUGCACUGAAGAAAGGAAGCUUAAUAAUAAACAGCAACUCUAAGUUAACACAUGUUUAGGCAGCCUCAGCUGUUGUUAACAUUUAUUCAUCUGCCAUUCAAAAUUGAACACAUUUUCCUCACUGUAAUUUUCUGUAUUCCCUUGAUACAAUAAUUUGACAAUCAAUAC